AAAUUUUGUAUUUUAUGCCAUUGUAUUGAUUCGAUUGAUAGUCCCCUUUAAUGUGUUUGAACUUGUAUUUUCUUUUGCAGGUGUUUUGUUCUGUGAACAGCAGAGAGUCUUUGGGGCAGAAGUGGACAUGAGAGUUAAAGCAGGAGACAACAUCACUCUCUACUGUGACUGUGUCAUACCAUUAGGAUCACUGAUUGUUUGGUUGAGAAACUGCUCACAUGAGCAUCAACCAUCUCUGUUAAUAGAGACUGAAAACCUGUUCUUGGGGAUGUUUCCACGUUUUAGUUUCGUGCUCAACAGCUCCAGUAACUCCUAUGAUCUACAUAUUACAGAUGUCAGUGUCUCUGAUGAGGGAAUAUACUACUGUGCGAAAACAGAAAAUAAAAUAAGUAAAGAUGUAAACGGCAUCAUAAAUAAAAAAUCUGAGUACGAGUAUGGAAACUGGAAAACUCGUCUAUCUGUCUUGGAGCCAGUGUGUCCUGGUUCUGAGCGGUUCAACACCUCCUCCACACCUCCUGCAUCAGACUGUGUGCUCUGCUGGACGCUGCUGUUCAGUGUGUGUCCAGUGUGUGUUCUCCUCUUCUCCAUCUGUGUGUACUGCAUCUGUCAGAGGAAAACUACAGAUUCUGUCGCUGAAACACAAACUGAGAACAGAUAUGUUGAGGGUGGUGAUGAAGUAUGUUAUGCUUCAUUGGACAUGCUCUUAUUACUUCAAAUGCAAUGGUAUUAGAUGACACUUAAACCUCUGUAAGUAUAAUCAGGCGUUUGUAUUAAAAUUCCAGUUGUAUUUGAGUUGUAUCUGAAAUCAUUUUAAUUUGGCAUGCAGUUAUAGGCAUUGUCAGGUUACAGCGCCACCUUUGGGCAAAAAAAGAAAAGAAAAAAGAACUAUGCUAGUAUGUUAUG
This is a messenger RNA of Carassius gibelio (silver crucian carp), 903 nucleotides long. RefSeq lists its product as uncharacterized. Gene Ontology annotation, biological process: response to bacterium. The transcript is spliced from 4 exons. The record is from RefSeq and is a predicted model, not a curated record. NCBI's taxonomy places the organism in Eukaryota, Metazoa, Chordata, Actinopteri, Cypriniformes, Cyprinidae. The coding region runs from base 128 to 730 and encodes 200 amino acids.